CUUGAGUUUCCAAGUUUUGGCUAUGAAUUCGUACAUGAGACAGUCAUCUGUGUCUGCCGAUCAGAUGCACAGUUUUCUCAAGGACAAGCAAGCAUGGGAAAAUGCCAUAGCAUUGUAUCAGGGUCCAGAUCCCUUAGACCAUUGGUGGAACUAUAUUUGUUGGUACGAGAAUCAUGGUCAUGGUGAUCCUGAUAAUAAGUUUCGCGAGACACUGGAGCGGUGCCUGACACUGUACGAGCACAGUGACUACUACAAACAGGACUUGAGAAUGGUGCGCUUAUGGUUGAAGUACAUCGACAUGCAAAACAACCCACUACAUUUCUACCAAGUGCUGCAUCAGCGUGGAGUAGGUAAGCAGGCCGCUUGCUUCUAUAUAGGCUGGGCCACAUAUUAUGAGUCCAUAAAUAGUUUUAAGGAAGCCGAAGCUGUUUACAACUUAGCGUUUCAAGAAAAGGCACAACCAUAUGCAGACUUACACCACGCUCACAGCAAACUGAUGUACACCAAGUCAGUGCAUGCACAACAACUGCUUCAACAACAGCAACAUCCUGCCUACGUCCACCAAAAUCCUCCCACAAAUGCUCCGGCUCAUCAUGUUCAACAGCAAGGACAACAGCAUACAGUACAACAAUAUCGACAGCAGGUUUCCUAUCACCAGACAUCAACUGCUCCCAAUCAAACUGUAGCAUCGCAGCAGCCAGUUGCCCAUCCGCAACAGACACAGACUUCUGGACAGCAACAAACGCAUCAGGUUUAUCACCAACAGCAGGUCCACACUCACUAUACAGCGGGAGUUCAACAACAAGUCCAUGUUCAGGGGAAUCCACAGCAAGUUCAUCUUCAGGGGAAUCCACAUCAACAGCAUGUUCAGGUUCAGGGAAAUCAGCAACAACAGCAACACCCAGUUCAUGUUCAGCACCAUCAACAACAACCCCCACAUACGAUGUCAACAACUGUCCACCAAACUCAAUUACAAACUGUUAAUGCGACGCAAGUUCCGCAACAUGCCUACAACGUUCAUCCUGCAACGAACCACCAGGCAACGCAGAAUCAAAGAACUGUGCCCGUUGAACAGCAGUUACCGGCAGUCACUACGAAUAUGACCCGCCAACAGUAUGAACGGGCGUUAGAGGCUUCAACAAAGCACCAAACUGCAACAACAGCUGUAGAAGCACAAUCGACGGCUACAGUCAACACCCCUUCCAUUCAGGUCCCCGGAUUAAAAACCAAUAGGAAAUUUCCAGCAUACUGUCGUAACAACCAUGAGACGUGGCAACCUGCCCUGUUCUUGGAGGAGCCUGAUGAUCCACAAAAAAUAUGUUAUUAUACCAAAAGUACAGUGUAUCCACAAGGCCAAGGCGUAGAAUAUAGCCCGGAAGAGAUAAGGGCAAGAAGAUAUAAACAGAAAAUGUUAGAACUGAAACAAAAGCAACAGCAAUCUGUGGCCGAAGUGCAGCAAAAAAAUCAAACCCAACAACUACAAUCCAACUCCCAACAAAAUCAUGCCCAAGUUCAAGAAAUAGGUUCUCUGAAAAAAGAACCCGUGCAUCAUCAGCAGCAGCAACAACAAACAACGCAGCAUUAUUAUGUACAACAACAGCAACAAGUACAACACAGUAAUAUAUAUUACCACCAAUCACAGCAGAUACAGCAACAGCAAAACCAUCAGCAGGUUAACCAAAUUCAUCACAAGCCUCAACAGAUGGUUACUAACUAUCAACCUGGAUAUCAUCAACCACAACAACAACAGCAGCAGCAACCACAACAGUACACAAAAACUUCGGAAGAAGGAUACGAAGAAGAGGAGGAGGCAGAUGACGAUGCUGGUGCUGAUACAGAGGAUCAGGAUGACGAUAAUCCAGAUACCGAAGAGGAGGAACAGCAACAACAAUACCAACAACGGCAACAAUUCUACCAUCAGCCACAGCAAGUCCACUAUCAACAUAAUGCCGUUAAUACGCAAGAUGAUUUGGAGGAUCAAAUUGAAGCUUCUACAAUACGUUUUAGUAUGCACACUCCUAGCCAGGGAUCUCAAAAUAAAACGCUUAAAAUAAAAUUCAAAAAAGAACGACCCACUACCGGCACCGAAACUCCUAAUGGCAAUAAUAAUAGCUACAGUGCAUAUACCAUUGAGAGAAUAUAUCAUCAGCCAGAGAUUGACUCGCCAACUAUGCCUGAAAAUGCUUUGAAACGGAAUAAUGGCAAUAAUCAUAGUUUCCAUCCAUAUCUUUUGGGCCAAACAUCUACGCCAAAGACUUCCGCCAAGCGACAAAAAUCAUCGAAAUUAAAGAAAGUUUCUAACAAAUUCCAUGUUCUGGCUUGUCACAAUAGCAAUUCAUCAUCAGCAGAAAAUGGCCAUAUAAACGCCUUGAAUGCCAGCAACAACAAUAAUAGUUUAUCCAAAAUCCCUUCGGAUAACAAUAAUAAAUCUCAUCUUAAUGCUACGUUUAAUGAUAAUGCCAACUAUUCAUUCUCAAGUGCAGCUGCUCUGGAUAAUUCAAAUUGUUCUUUAUCCAAUGCUGUGGGUCGACUCAAUUUCCGUGAUGCCUCAGCAUUAAACAAUACCACACUGAAUCAAAGUAACGCUGUUGAUAUUUCCACUUAUCAAGAGAAUUCCUAUUUCUCCACCCAACAUGAUAUUGAGGCUAAAGAACGGCGUUUGGCCAAGGCCUUAGAGACUAUCGAACGACAUAUGGCCAAAGAAGCUAUAGAUCCCUUUAGCAGUGAAUUGUGUAAAGCUUUUCUUACCAAGCUUGAUUUUCCGGGAACGGAAAGUGAGGCCCAUGAAAACUAUAAGAUUAUACAAACACCCUUACCCAAAAUUGCCAACACGCGACAGUUGACAUUAGGCGAUGGCAUUCAAUUUAAUAUCGACAAAGAGAUUGGUCGUGGUUCCUAUGGUUCGGUGUAUAAAGCCACAGACGCUGUUACUGGUGCUGUUGUAGCACUGAAAUUUCAAAAACCUGCAAAUACCUGGGAGAUAUAUAUAUGCGAUCAGGUACUAAAGCGUAUAAAGUCGCCUAAUAUUUUACCCGGUCUAAUGGAUAUAUCAACUGCCAUAAUUGCGCCGAAUGCCAGCAUUAUUGCUACCGAAUUUUCACCAUUCGGCUCUUUGUUGGACAUCAACAAUAAAAUUCGACAGGCCACAACCAAAGUAAUGCAUGAAUCACUGGUCAUGCAUUUCUCCGCGCAAAUAUGUAACAUAAUCAGCCACCUGCAUCAGAAUAAAAUAAUUCAUGCCGAUAUCAAGCCAGAUAAUUUCCUAUUGAUGCGUGUGCCUAGUACCGAUCUUCAUUUUCCUUCACUACGUCUAAUUGAUUUUGGCUGUGCCAUCGAUAUGACGCUAUUUCCCGACGGCGACAAGACAAAGUUCCGGAAAGUCAUACAAACGGACGGCUUUACCUGUAUAGAGAUGCAAGAGGGGCGCUCGUGGUCCUACGAAACGGAUCUAUUUUGCAUUGCGGGAACAGUGCAUGUUAUGCUAUUUGGCGAAUAUAUGCAAUUACAAAAGCGAGGUGAUACCUGGGAUAUUAAACAGAAACUGCCACGUUAUCUAAAGAAACACGUCUGGACGCAAUUCUUUGGUGAUAUUUUAAAUAUAAAAUCGAAUAAGUUGCCCAACUUGAGUGAGAUGCGCAAUAUUUUUGAGGAAGAAGCAGCCAGAAUGGAUUCUGAAUUGCAAAAACAAAUGCGUACACUGUCCAAUAUUUUGCAUAGACGUUAAUUUUUUCGUUAUUUU
Molecule: messenger RNA, 3739 nt
Organism: Musca vetustissima
Lineage: Eukaryota; Metazoa; Arthropoda; Insecta; Diptera; Muscidae
Gene: Bub1
Product: putative mediator of RNA polymerase II transcription subunit 26
Exons: 3
Coding region: 23-3724 (1233 amino acids)
Biological process (GO): meiotic sister chromatid cohesion, centromeric; mitotic spindle assembly checkpoint signaling; protein phosphorylation
Molecular function (GO): protein kinase activity; ATP binding
Source: RefSeq, a predicted model, not a curated record